Lotus japonicus is the source of this 1233-nucleotide messenger RNA. Its product is annotated as putative F-box/LRR-repeat protein At1g56400. The record is from RefSeq and is a predicted model, not a curated record. The coding region runs from base 1 to 1233 and encodes 410 amino acids. Gene Ontology annotation, molecular function: protein binding. NCBI's taxonomy places the organism in Eukaryota, Viridiplantae, Streptophyta, Magnoliopsida, Fabales, Fabaceae. The transcript has 2 exons.
AUGGCAUUUAGCACUGACAAGUUUAGCGUAUUGCCUCAUUCUUUGCUCUCCACCAUUGUUUCUUUGAUACCGUUUAAAGAAGCGGUAAGAACUUCUAUCCUCUCUAAAAGUUGGGUAGACAUUUUUAAGUCUACAUCAAACAUAGAAUUUGAUGAAUUGUCUUUCGUCAAAGGAGGUCAAACUUAUCGUAUCAGGCAAGUCCAACGAAAGACUUUUCUUGAGUUCAUGGAACUUUGGAUUGCUAACCAUACAGGAAGUAUCGUGAAUAAGUUCUCUUUGAGAUUUUCAAUGCCUGAAAAAGCUAAAAAGGUCGUGAGAAAAUGCAUUGCUUUCGCCAUAAAACACAAGGUAAAGGAGUUGGAGUUGGAAUUUUGUGAUCCAAAUUUGGAUUGUUAUAUUACUACUAAUUAUAUUAAUCAUGAUGCCCCGUUUGAAUUGCCAACAAAUGUUUAUGGUCAUACAUGCCUCGAAUCUUUGAAGUUGUUUUCAUGCAGCUUUGUUGAGACUGAGUUUCUUAACUUUCAUGUGCUCAAAGAAAUUUCUUUGGGUUGGAUGGAAGUGAAACUCACUACUAUUAAGACCUUGUUGUCAAAUUGUGAGGCGCUUGAGAGUUUAAUUCUAAAGAGGUGCUGGAAUUCAGAUGACUUUGAUUUACGAGAGGAGAGCCUAAGGUUGAGAAAGUUGAUUUUGGACAGAUGCAUGUUUGGAUCUAAUAGUCGUUAUUUUAUAGUCAACGCUCCAAACUUAAGAUAUUUCUAUUAUUCCGGGUUGAAUGAUAACUUUUUGGUCAUGGAUAUACAUUCUCCUAUGAUGGAAGAGGAAGUUCUUGACUUCUGCAUUGAGUUUGAAGGACAUGCUUUAUUUCUCUACAAACUCGUGGAAGAUAUCUCUAGCGGUAGUACUUUAACUGUUUGCAAUUACUUCCUUCAGGAUUGUGAAUUACCUGACAACUUUAACCUCAAGAGAUUCUGGACUGAUCACGCAAGGGCUUAUAAUUGCAUGCUAUAUACUCUUAGAGAGGUGGAGAUUAAGGACUUCAAAGGGUCAAUGAAUGAGAUUCGUGUGAUUACCUAUUUCAUCACCAUUGGAAGAGUCUUAAGAAAGAUGACUAUUUACAUAUCGAAGGAUGAUGUUACCAAUCAAGAAUGGAGCAUGGAUUCUUACUGGCGUGACAUGAUAGAAAAGCUAAGAUCUCAAAGGGCUUCAAGAGAUUUAGAGAUUUCAAUUUAUUAG